UUACUGACCCCGUAUGAGCCCGGUUCAUGCCAGGUGUCACCCACCUAUUGGAAACGCGUUCGCGAGUUCACGAGGAGGAAAGCGGAGAGAAAGCAUUUUCUCUCAUUUCUCAAAAAAAGCUAGGGUUUCUCUCCGAAAGGCGAUUUUGGUGCGACGGUGACCGUUCUUCACUUUCCUCUAUCUACUCGACGACGGAGUGUCUCCUCUACGAGCCGAGAUGGAUCCCGUGGAAGAUAGAAGAAAUACAAAGAGGCAAGAGGAGUACUACAACAGUAUGGGAAACGUGGCCGAUUCAGAAUAUGGGAUUCCCAGGAGGUGUCCCUGUGGUGGGAGAAUCCGAGACGAGGUUCGCGUGAAGGAGAAGUACGACACUCUGCCUGGGAAACGCUUCUUCACGUGCAUCAACUACGAGGCUGAUGGGUUUCAUUACCGCCAGCCUUGGGUUAUAGGUGUGCAGGAGGAGAUCGAAAGUCUGCGUAGGCGGGUGGAGAAGGCUGAGCAGGUGAUCAAGUUGGUGCCCAAUCUCAAUAAACAUAUCGACACAGUUGAGGCAGAGGUUAACCGCCUCAGUUUGGCGGUUGAUAACCUCACUGCUGAGAUUUAUUCUCUCACUGUGCAGGUCGCAAAUCUGGAGAAGGUCUGCUUCGAAUAAAAACCUUAAGGUAAACACUCAAGCUUAACUAAGCUUAACUGAACUGAAGUAUUUAGCUUGCUCUGCUGAAUGCUCUGAUGAAUGCUGAACUAGAGGUGAACUGAACUAGAUAGAGUAGGUAACUGAACUAGAAAUGAAGUGAACUAGGUAGACUAGGAACUGAAAAACAUUAAUUAUCAGUUGGUUGGUUGCUCUGAUGAAUGCUGUUUUGAAUGCUCUCUGUCUACUUCUUGUACUAGGUUUUUAAAACAGAUUUGAUGUGUAAUGAAUGCCGUUAGAGAACAACUUGUUGUGUAAUUAACUUUAAUGAAUUUUGGUGGUUAGACUUACUUUAAUUGCUCUCUCUUAUCAAAGCACAAUGGUAGUUUAAAAACAUAGUUAGAAGUCAAAAAUCUGAAAACCAAAACCACGUUUAAAACACCACCCCAAACCAAAAUGGAACCGUUUUCUCUAGAUUCUCCCGGGUUUAUGAACCUUUUAUCUUCCCAGACCAGUCAACCCAUAGACGUAGGGUCCAUAGGCGUAGGGUCUUCUACUGUUCCAAAACCGGUGGAGAGGAAAAAGUGGACAACACAAGAAGACAUUGUUCUGAUCAGUGCUUGGCUGAACACCAGCAAGGAUCCGAUAGUUAGUAACCAGCAGAAGUUAGGGUCGUUUUGGAAUAGAAUAGCAGAGUACUUCAAUUCAAGCCCUCAGCUGAGUGGCUACGCUCCUAGAGAGUGGAGUCAGUGUAAGCAGAGGUGGGGAAGAGUUAAUGAGCAGGUCUGUAAGUUUGUGGGUAGUUAUGAGGCGGCAUUGAAGGAACAAGCUAGUGGUCAAAAUGAGAACGAUGUCAUGAAGUCUGCCCAUGACAUCUUCUUUAACGACUACCAGCUCAAGUUCACACUCGAGCAUGCGUGGAGGGAACUGAGGUUUGAUCAAAAAUGGAGAUCAAACUCUGUUUCCAGAGAUGGUCCAAAAGAGAAAAGGAAGGAAGCUGCGGAAACAGAGCCUGAGUUGGAAGAGGUUAGGCCUCCUGGUAUUAAGGCUUCCAAAGCUGCAAAACGAAAGAAGCACGGGAAUGAAGCAGCUCUUGAUCAGAUAGAGAGCAUACUAGCAAAGAAAACUAUCAUAUCAAACCGGAAAAUCCUUGAUCGUCUCUUAGGAAAAAAUGCAGAUACACUUUCUGAUCAAGAAAGGACACUCAAGAAUAAACUGAUAUCUGAAAUGCUUUGAGUUGGUCAGUGGGUAAUUUUUUUGUGAUAUGUGAUUCGCCUCUGUUUUGUGUUGUCUAUUUCUUCCUACAAUGUGUUGUGUAGACUAUUGUCUUGAGUGAUAUGUGAUUUCUUGAGUGUUGUCUAGACUUUUUGUUUAACUUUAUUGAUUCGCCUCUGUUUUGUGUUGCAGGUCACGGGUUGCAGGAAGUGGAUGCUUGUACUUGUGUUCCAGUCACGGGUUCACGCUUUCUCUGUUUCUUUUAUGUACCUGUCUUUUAGCUUUAUGUACCUCUCUUUUAGCUCUAUGUAUGUCGGUUUCAAUCACGGGAAAGUGUAGAAUGUUGGAUAUUUCUACACUUCUAUGUUAUGUAAUCACGGGUGUAUGUACCCCUGAUAACUUCAUUCACGGGUGUAAACAUUGUCUCCCUAUAUAUAUUAUGUUUGUCACUUCUCUUUGGCUAUCAUUUAUAAAAUCUUCAAUGCAACUUCUAUUUCUUUCUCACUUGUCUUUGUGAAACACAAAGUAUUUGUGUAUCGACCCACUGCUUUCCUCAUCCUCCUCUACACCAACUCUCUCUCUCUCCUUGUAUUUAGGUAUGUAAGCAACAUUUUAAUUAAGGUUUGUAUGAAACAAAAGAUAUAAUCACAUAUAUGAACCGUUGCUUUUUUUUAAAAAUGAACCGUUGCUUUUUAAACGAACCGUUGCUUUUCUUACAAGUAUUAUGUAUAUUCUAAUGAACCGUUGCUUUUUUUUUAUAUGAAACACCGAUUUUGUUUGAAACAUAUAUGAACCGUUGCUUUUUUUUAUAUGUAUAUAAAAUACAAUUUAAAGAAAUAAAUGAAACAAACAACAUUUUGUUUAAUUAAUAUGAUAAUAAUUUUUUUUUUUUAAUAUGUACAAAGGAUGUCUUCCUCAUCAAGUGAUGAAGUAGAUGAAGCUUUAGAUGAAAUUGUCGACGAAGUAGUCGAUAAUUACAUCGACUCAAUGGUUAAUGCUCAAACCAACAAGCCGAAGCGACGAAGUUAUAUCGAAAGAGAGCGGGAACUAGGACACAAACAACUAUGGAAGGAUUAUUUCGCGGAUAAUCCAACAUACCAGCCGGAAAUGUUUAGGCGCCGUUUUCGAAUGAACAAAACUUUGUUCCUUCGCAUAGUCCAAAGCCUAAGUACUGAACUGCCAUACUUUCAGCAAAGAAGAAAUGCUCAUGAGAGGUUGGGGCUAUCUGCACUUCAAAAGUGUACGGCAGCAAUACGUAUGCUGGCAUACGGACAAUCGGGAGAUAUGUAUGACGAAUAUCUCCGACUAGGUGAAAGUACUUCACGUUUAUGUUUGGAUAAUUUCACUAAUGGGAUUAUACAAUUGUUUGGAGCUGAGUAUUUAAGAAGACCUACACCGGCGGAUCUUCAACGAUUACUCGAUGUUGGAGAGGCACGGAGGUUUCCAGGGAUGGUAGGCAGCAUCGAUUGUAUGCAUUGGGAGUGGAAAAACUGCCCAACGGCUUGGAGAGGGCAGUUUACACGUGGUUCAGGAAAGCCGACAAUUGUCUUAGAAGCUGUGGCAUCACAGGAUCUUUGGAUAUGGCACGCAUUUUUUGGUUUACCAGGUACUCUCAACGAUAUCAAUGUUCUUGAUCGGUCUCCAGUUUUUGAUGACAUUUUACAAGGUCGAGCACCUAAAGUUAAUUUCAAGGUCAACAACCACACCUAUCAUAUGGCAUACUACCUUACUGACGGAAUUUAUCCGCAUUGGGCUACAUUUAUCCAAUCCAUCCCACUUCCUCAAGGUCCUAAAGCAGUGCGGUUUGCUGAACGCCAAGAAGCCACUAGAAAAGAUGUCGAACGUGCUUUUGGAGUAUUGCAAUCGAGAUUUGCAAUAGUUAAAAACCCAGCUUUACAAUGGGACAAGGAAAAAAUAGGAAGGAUUAUGAGAUGUUGUGUUAUAUUGCACAAUAUGAUAGUCGAGAACGAAAGAGACGGAUACAAUCAAAUUGAUACAUCAGAGUUCGAGUCGGGAGAGUCAAGCAGAAGUUCCCAGGUGCGAAGAAGAGAAAGUUUGAAUGUCCUUAAUUUCCUUGGCAUUCGCACUGAAGUUCGAAAUUCCGAUAAACAUAAUCGUUUGAAAGUUGAUCUCAUCGAAAAUAUCUGGCAAAUGUUUGGUAAUGUAGAUGAUUGAUCGUUGUAUGUUCAUGAAUUCUCAAUGUAUUGAAUAAAUUUCUUUUAUUAAUAUAUUGGUUAUUGUAAUCAAUUCUUAAUGUAUUCAAUAUUUUAAAACUUAUUAUAUUUAAAAAAAAAAUUAUUUUAUUUCUAUGAACCCCUUCUGCAGGUUUAUCAAUGCAGGAACACAAUCGAUAGAGGUUCAUAACUAUUUAAGGUUCCACUCAAAAAAUAAUAAAAAAACCUUAUGAACCCCAAGAGGGGUUCACCAAUGCGGAUGCCCUAAGCCGCUCUUUUCGUGAACUAAUCAAACCUACCUACGCUUCCCUCUUUUAUUUUACUUUCAUUUCAAGCUGAAUCACAAAUAAUAUCACUUGCCAAUAAAAUAUAUUUUGUUGUUUUAUUACUACGUACAUGUAAUAUAAAUAAAAAAUUAAGCCUCAAAAAAUAAUACGAUGACGUUACUAGUGCGAACUACUAAACUUGCAUAUGCUGGUUCAAUAAAUACAACUUGAACUUGAAAUAUUCUAGUCGAAUACAACGAAUUUGUUGAAUUACAUGGAUAUGUCCAUUGGUUUGAAAAUGUAUGUCCGGUGAAUGGCUUGGAUUUCUAUAGCACAAUUUGGCGGAUGUAGAUGAAUUUGAAAAGAUAAAACAUGACAGAUCCAAUUAAUGGGUACAGGAAAUCAAAGAAGAAACAUGUUUACAUUGUACUCUGAGCUUGAAGCAUUGGAUUGGGAUAUGCAAAACAUGUUUUCUCAUUCUACAUGUUUACAUUUUAGAAUGGACGCAAGGAUUUAAAUAGCCAUGACUGGAGAUCCUAAAGCUUGGCUAGCCUUAUCAACCGAACUAAAAGAGAUAAAUGCACUUCAACAAUGAUUUCGCAACUUCAAGAUUCCUACAUACCAAGAUGACAAGAUGAUAUUACUUAUUCUUUAGCUAUAACUGGUAGAAGUUUUAACCAGGAUCUACAUUUCAUUGGUUUUAAACAAAGCUAUAUCUAUGUAUAUGCUUCACCAUCUAAAUAUAUAAUAGUUCCUUAUUAAUGAAUAAUAAACUACAAAUAUAAUAGAGAUAUCGAAAAAUAUCGUACUGAUCAAAAAAGAAUAAUAAACUACAAAUAUAUUAGAGAUAUCGAAAAAUAUCGUACUGAUCAAAAAAGAAUAAUAAACUACAAAUAUAUUAGAGAUAUCGUAUUGAAUGGCUGU
Messenger RNA from Brassica napus (rape), 5210 nucleotides. Its product is annotated as glutathione S-transferase T3-like. The transcript is spliced from 4 exons. The record is from RefSeq and is a predicted model, not a curated record. The coding region runs from base 2753 to 4021 and encodes 422 amino acids. Lineage: Eukaryota; Viridiplantae; Streptophyta; Magnoliopsida; Brassicales; Brassicaceae.